Molecule: messenger RNA, 201 nt
Organism: Pyricularia oryzae 70-15
Lineage: Eukaryota; Fungi; Ascomycota; Sordariomycetes; Magnaporthales; Pyriculariaceae
Exons: 2
Coding region: 1-201 (66 amino acids)
Source: RefSeq, a predicted model, not a curated record
AUGUGCCCCCACUGGCAUGAGCUUGCAGCAGUUGCGCAUGGACCCCUCAGCAGGUUCACCUGCAGACAGAAGAUUGGAUUCGUUCCGAGCAAAGCACCAUUCCAGUCGCGGUUCACGGCCGAGUCAGCCUUGAUUUUGGCUGCGGCGGACUAUGCGGGUGCCGUCUUGUAUGCGGGCGCCGUCUUGCAUUUUAAUUACUAG